AUCCAAACCCCACGAUACGAAUACUGCAAGCUACCUGGCCUCACCUAUGGGAAGCCGAGGACAAGGUCUGACGCGAAUGAGGGGGGCUCAGUUGUCGUCGAGCGAUGGCGAUACAUCAUUUUCGCCAUUCUGUCAUCAGCUCACCCCAUCAGUCCCGGGUACCUCUUUCAUGCCGCCAUGGACCUUGAGCCCUUGCUCAUGUGCCGAAGCCCUCUUUUGGCAUCUUAUUCUGUUGCAGUCCGUCUGUACUCGAUAUACACUGCGGUACCAAACUUGCAUCAUAACAACACCUUGUUAGCUAACAAGUUCGGGAUGGCAUCAACGUACAACCAACCAUUUCGCAUUAUUGGCCGCUCGAAACCUCUACGGCCUCGGUGCGGGCUGCCUCAGACACGCAAUGUACCGGUCCACGUCAGAUCGAGCCAAGAGGUACAUCACACGCCGGGCCGUCCAAAGUCCUUGGACGAAAGAAACAAGCACUUGAUGCGCGUGGAGAACGGAACUUCCUGCGGGAACAGAAAAAGCGGGAAGAAGGAUACAGAGCCGCCACUACUGUUGAAAGGGACAUCAGAAAGGGACACCCGUGAAACCGAGACUUUCUCUCUUGUCCAGUGAAGCGAUCACGAUCUAAUGGUUUCUGGGCUCCAUACGCAUGAACACUGCGACUUAACAAUUCCAAAGGGCCGCUGCCGUCUCGAGGGCAGCCAGUCGGCUCGCUCUGCUGUGUGCAACGUGCCUUGCUGCGUACCCCGUAUUAUGGAGAGCUUCGACUGCAUGACCAGCGAAACAAGACACGGCGUCACGGCGAGGGUCCAGGACUCCAGGUACCUUGCAGCGGCAACAAACUCACGGAUAGGUACGCCGAUU
Colletotrichum godetiae is the source of this 867-nucleotide messenger RNA. RefSeq lists its product as uncharacterized. The coding region runs from base 178 to 615 and encodes 145 amino acids. The transcript has 3 exons. The record is from RefSeq and is a predicted model, not a curated record. NCBI's taxonomy places the organism in Eukaryota, Fungi, Ascomycota, Sordariomycetes, Glomerellales, Glomerellaceae.